AUUAUUUUUCUUACAGAUCGUUACAAAAUCUUUUAAUUUUCCGAUGUAUAAAACAUGCAAAAUAACGCGUAAGUAAAUACGCUGAUAAAAAGUCAGUCAUGGCUUAAACAAUGGAAUAUGGAAUUAAUUAAACUGAAAAUGGGAACCUGACCAACAAUGAGGCUAUUUUAUGUGAUAUUUCUCUAUUGUUUGUGUAUGUGCUUUGACAAUAAUCAAAGCAAAUCUGAUAGCCCAACAACAAAUAAACCGGGCUUGCUUCCCCAGGACCUUGUGUCAAACUUAUCAAACGUCUUUGAGGAGCAAGACAUCGAAAAUGACACUACAGAAAUUCUCCCACAGCAAGAGUCUUCAACUGCAAGUGUUAACCGAUCCGUGAUAGAAGUUUGUAGUGAUACGUGCUCGUGUAGUGUGGAACAAGAUGAAGAAAAUACAUUGCUAUGUGUCAAACCUAACAGUCUUGACAAGUUUCCAUUACUUAAUGAUUCAUCUUUAAUGGGGAAUAUUACAGUUAUACUGAUUGAAAAUCAGAAAGAUCUGCUAAGACUUGACACCAGGGAUUUACUUCCAUACGUUUCUCUGGAAAAAUUAACAAUCCAGAAAUGCGGACUGCGAUAUAUAUCUGUAGAUAUUUUCAAACACUAUACCUACAUUCCGUCAGUAAACCUUGCAGAGAACCAGCUUAGUUACCUGCCGUGGAAAAUAGUCGCCAUUACUCCUACAUAUUUAAAUAUACAAGGGAACCCGCUGGUUUGCAACUGUAGCGUGUGGUGGAUAAAACAGGCUUUUAAGAAUAACUGGUUAACCGGAAGUAAAAACACUUUAUGUUCCGAUGGCAAACCAGUCGCUGAAGUAGAUUUACCAGACUGUGGUCCACCAACAGUAACUAUUGAUCCACCUGUGCUAGAGCUAAAUGAAGGGGAAAAGGCCACAAUUCUGUGUUCUGGAGGUGGUACUCCUCAACCGCGCGUGUCUUGGAAUAUUUCUGACGUCACUUCCAAUCUAACACUGACGUCAUCUGAAGACGGUCGGGUUCAAAAACUGGUUAUAACUAAUGCUAGUGCUCCAAUAAUUAAGGAAAUGCACGUGACAGACGGGUUCUACACGUGCAUUCACUACACGAUCAUCAGUUAUCCCGAGCCAACUUUAAAGUGGUUUAACGACGGACAGCCAUUAACAAUUUUAGGAGACGAUGCCUCCAUUGAACACAAGCCUAGAACACUUGUUGGAAGUAUAGCCAAUGACACCAGACAAAGGUUAAUUAGAGGGUGCCUUUCCUUCAAAAUGGUAAAUUUUCUACACAACGGAAAUUACACUCUGGUUGCACUGAAUGAACUUGGGUCAGCAAAUAGGAGUAUACGGUAUCACAAACAAGUCCCUCACGUGUCAGGGGGUCGAGUUCAUUCAGGUGGUAGCUUCAAUCUUAAUCCUUUUGUUCCAACAACAAAUGAGGACGAUGGGAAUAGUUCAGUCGGUAAAAUAAAACACGAGCAGAAAGAAGAUAAAAACAUCCAAAUAUAUAUCAUCAUUGGUGUUGGUGUGAUCCUCUUUGCCACUACCAUGAUCAUCUCUAGCCUGUGUUAUAUAAAGUUUAAGAGACUCGAUCCGAAGAGGUUUGCUAGAGAUGUGGGGCCCCAUUCUCCACAUAACCACGAAAGCAUGCCACUCACGUCGUACCAGAUUGUGGAAAACCUCAAUUAUUGUAGUAAACCUGAUUUUCUAGAUUUAGCUAUUAACCAUAUACGUCCCGAGUUUGUAAGCUGCAUUGAGCCACUUGGCGAAGGUGCCUUCGGAAGGGUAUAUCUUGGUCGGUGUGAAAACAUGCCAAAGGAAGGUGAAAAUGUAAUGGUUGCUAUUAAAAUGCUCAAAAAUGAUAUGACAGAAGAUUCACUAAAAGACUUCGAAAGAGAAGCUGAAGUGCUUACAAAUAUGGAUCAUAAAAAUAUAGUGACAUUUUAUGGUGUCUGUGUGCAGGAGGACACCUGUAUGAUGAUAUUUGAAUAUAUGCAGAACGGCGAUUUAAAUAACUAUUUAAGAAAACAUGGUCCUGAUGCAUCUAUAUUUGGUAAUCUCCGUCCCAAUUCCAUGUUAAACGAGUCAGAUUUACUUCACAUAGGUUUGCAGGUCGCUGAUGGAAUGUCAUAUUUAGCAUCACACCAUUUUGUUCAUCGUGAUUUGGCGACAAGGAAUUGUUUAGUAGGAGAUUCGUUAGUUGUCAAAAUAGGAGACUUCGGGAUGUCACGUGAUAUUUAUAGUACAGAUUAUUAUAAGGUUGGCGGAAGCGUCAUGUUACCAGUAAGAUGGUUGCCCCCAGAAUCAUUAUUAUAUCGUACAUUUACCAUAGAAUCAGACAUCUGGAGUUUUGGGGUGGUGUUGUGGGAAAUUUUCUCAUAUGGGAAACAACCAUGGUUCCAUUUAUCGAAUCACGAGGUCAUUCAGUACAUUAUAGACGGACAUCUGCUGGACUGCCCAGCAACUUGCCCGGAAGAGGUUGGGAAAAUAAUGAUGAGCUGUUGGAAGAGACAGCCCCAGGAACGUAUGGCAAUGUCUGUCAUUUACAAACAUUUAGAAAGACUGUCUAUGCUGAGUGACGUGUCUUCAGGUCAAACGCCACCAGUGUUUGGCUGUCAGGUGUAACCUUUCUUAUCAUGCAUUCCUUUCUGGACACAUAAUCAUCAAGCUUAUAGCAUAUCCAUUGCAAAGGGACCAUAUUUGAAACUUUACAAUACAAGAAGAGUUGCAUAAAUUAUUCAGAAUUUGCAAAAAAAACGGUCUCAGAUUGUACGUUGUGGAAUCUUUGACAUGCUUCUCUGUUAAUUAUCCGGAUUUUUAUUAUAACUUCAAGUAUAUGUCCACAGAGUGAAAAAAAAUAAUUUAAAAACAUGGUUAAAAUGAACUGUGAUUUUUGUUAUAAUAUUUCAUAAAAUGCUGCAAAGGUUAUUUGUAAUUAAUCUUACUUGCAUUGACACAAAAAAUGCUUAUGAAUGAUUUCAAUUUAAACAAAUUUACCUCCUAUUACAGACAUAAAUAGCUAUUUGCCUUUAUUGACUUAAGAGUAAGAUUUUGUAUAUAACAAGAGCUAUAUGUACAUGUAAAUAAUCAUUCGGUGUUAUUUAAAUAUCCUAAUUUAAAUUGUUAAAUGUAUAAAAAGCAAGAAAAUCCAAGUACCUACUUAUAUGUGUUCAUUUUAUUGUAAAUGCGCUGGCUUGAAAGAAUGUUUGUCAGUAUAUGUACCGAACUAAAGAAAAACGUAAUUUGACCCAUGUCCUGCUGAAUUUGUAUAUUGGAUUUGCCCGAUUGAAAGAAUAUUAAACCCGGCGUCCGUGUCCCACUUUGGUUUAGUAUUUGUGUGAUGAAAGUUGGUAUCUCUAAAACUACUGAAAGGAACGGCUUGAAAUUUCACACACUUAUUUAAGAGCAUAACAGAUGGUCACUGUUUAAGGUCCAUAACGCUAACCUGGAUUUUGACAGAAUCAUGACCCUUUUCUUCAACUUUAAGAAUUCUACAUUAUCCAGGCACUUGUUUAACAAUCAAGAACCAUGUAAACCACGCAGUUCUGAUGACAGCUCUUGUUGAAGGAACAGUCUAUUUAAAAUUAAUGGGAUGUCAAUGUUAAAAUACAAAAAUAAGCGGGUUCUAUAAUUGUGAUAAAGGCUUUUAGCUUGCGGUUCCUGCAGGUUAAAGGUUAGUAACCCCGUUGAUGCCUCUUUAAAUCUGCCAGUAUGUUAAACUUUAGUUACAUUUUUGUAGUUCGGUCAGUGUAACUUUAUACUUAACAACGAAUUAUUCGAUAUUUCCUUUUCAAUUUGUAUUUUGUCUAAUUAUAUCAUAGUAUACUAUAGUUAUUGACCAUGUACAAAAAGUAUAAUAUCAUUAUUGUUUGACCAUGUACAAAUGUAGUAUAUCAUUGUUAUUGACCAUAUACAAAUGUAGUAUAUCAUUGUUAUUGACCAUAUACAAAUGUAGUAUAUCAUUGUUAUUGACCAUGUACAAAUGUAGUAUAUCAUUGUUAUUGACCAUGUACAAAUGUAGUAUAUCAUUGACCAUGUACAAAUGCAGUAUAUUAUUGUUAUUGACCAUGUACAAAUGGAGUUUAUCAUUGUUAUUGACCAUGUACAAAUGUAGUAACACUGUUAUUGACCAUGUACAAAUGUACAAUAGUAUAACACUGUUAUUGACCAUGUACAAAUGUACAAUAGUAUAACACUGUUAUUGACCAUGUACAAAUGUAUAUAACAUUGUUAUUGACCAUGUACAAAUGUAUAUAACAUUGUUAUUGACAAUGUACAAAGGUGGUAAAUCAUAGUAAUUGAUCAUGAAACAUAUCGCUGUACAUAGAAUCUUGUUCAACGACUUGAUUUUACCUCGUCUUUUAUU
Ruditapes philippinarum (Manila clam) is the source of this 4375-nucleotide messenger RNA. RefSeq names its product BDNF/NT-3 growth factors receptor-like. Gene Ontology annotation, molecular function: neurotrophin receptor activity; neurotrophin binding; transmembrane receptor protein tyrosine kinase activity. Gene Ontology annotation, biological process: protein phosphorylation; cellular response to nerve growth factor stimulus; multicellular organism development. Gene Ontology annotation, cellular component: axon; signaling receptor complex; plasma membrane. Bases 157 to 2634 code for a protein of 825 amino acids. The transcript is spliced from 15 exons. The record is from RefSeq and is a predicted model, not a curated record. NCBI's taxonomy places the organism in Eukaryota, Metazoa, Mollusca, Bivalvia, Venerida, Veneridae.